AUGGACCGUUCGUCGACUGCGCGACCUCGCAAGAAUACUCGGGUGCUCACUGCAUGCGAUGCCUGUCGCCUCAGCAAGACUCGAUGCGACUCGGCACGGCCCGUGUGUGCCAAAUGUAUCCAGCGGGGUGUAGCUUGCGAGUAUCCGGAGACGGAUGCCCUUCUAGAUACAUGGGGCGCAAAAAUCCUAGACGCAGUAGAACGUCAAGAGCGACUUCUGGCAGAGAGUCUGUCUGUGAGCCGAGCGCCUCCCCUUUUUUCGCAACAGGCGUCGCCAUCCCCGGUGGACGAAGUAGAUCCCGAGUCAAUCUCGCGCAAUGAUGCGCUCAAGACACCGAUUACCGGGUCGGACAUGAUUCUCAGCUGGCCUAUUUUUCCGCAAGAGAAACCUGUCUCGACUUUUCCAAUGACAGCGUAUUCUGAGAAGCCAGAUCGCUUUCAGACGGCUCUACCAAACUUAGAUCCCCAGAGGCUCCUCGAACUGCGCGAGAUUUUCGUGACCAAGAUCUGGACCAAGAACCCAAUCGUUGACCCAGACCAGCUGGACUUCUAUAUCGCUCGAGUGCUGGAAAACGGUAUUGACUGGUCCGCCUCGUCGUGCUUAGUGCUACUUAUCUUUGCGCUUGCGGCCAUCUGGGGGAAUUAUCCGGACGACGAAACCCGCGAGGUCUCGGACAACGAGCCAUCAUUCAGUCCACCAGUUACUUACACAACGAUGUCAGUUCCCGAGCACCGAAUGAAGGAAUCGCUGACCUUCCUCUCUAUGGCGCGAAAGCGCAUCUCGACUGCGUAUCUCGACGACACCUUACUGGGAGUGCAGUGUCUCUGUCUGGAGCAGCGACUCUACUGGACAUGUUUGAAGUCCGAAUGUGAGGUUCGAUAUGAACUAACAGAUCUCCCGCCCUGUGACCUCAGCCUCUCCGACUUUCCUUAUUCUCUCCCGAGCUUCCCCACGAGACAACCAUCUAACGACACCCCUGGGUGGAUGUUUUCCAGUCCCUCGUCCACAGAUCUGCAAGCAGCAUCUUCCUACUAUUAUCUGGCUGAGAUCUUCUUGCGCAGGCUGCUCAAUAGGGCCCGCAACGCCGUCCGUGUGCUCUCUCCCGAUAUCGAUCUACCAACCAUCAAGGUUCUGGCAGAAACUCUGACGCAGCUGGAAGGUCAACUCCAGCAGUGGGUAGACUGUCUCCCACAUACACUCCGAUUCAACAUGCCUCUCGAGUCCGCCCCCGGACCGAAGGAGGGUGAGCUCAUGAAGCUAAGCCGUGAGCGAUACGUCGAGGUGCGCGAACUACUCUGCCGGGCGUAUCUAUACCUAUGCAUCCAUGUGCCAUUAGACUCAGGGAUGGCGGCACUAUAUGGAGUUAAGGCGAGUGAGGCGCUACUUUUGGCAGUUUAUCGCAUCCAGACUGAGGUACCAUUCUUCCGGCAUCCGGGGUCAUGGGGAGCAUGUCGAGUCCGGUUCAACCACGCCCUUUGCCUGAUUGCGGGAUUUCGCGCAAAGCUAACACAGCGCCCCUCGGCUGAAUAUGUGAGCAUUCCUCCCGACUGGGCGGACUGCGUGCAGGUGGUGAUUGAGCGGUUGAAGAUCUGGGGUGAGGAGGGCGGCGGGAUCAAGGAGUUAAGUGUACUGCUAGAGUGGCUGAUGCAUGGCAAUUUGGAUUUAUAG
Molecule: messenger RNA, 1668 nt
Organism: Penicillium robsamsonii
Lineage: Eukaryota; Fungi; Ascomycota; Eurotiomycetes; Eurotiales; Aspergillaceae
Product: Zn(II)2Cys6 transcription factor
Exons: 5
Coding region: 1-1668 (555 amino acids)
Biological process (GO): regulation of DNA-templated transcription
Molecular function (GO): zinc ion binding; DNA-binding transcription factor activity, RNA polymerase II-specific
Source: RefSeq, a predicted model, not a curated record